Molecule: messenger RNA, 1542 nt
Organism: Stylophora pistillata
Lineage: Eukaryota; Metazoa; Cnidaria; Anthozoa; Scleractinia; Pocilloporidae
Source: RefSeq, a predicted model, not a curated record
AUGGAGAAACCGCAAAAUGUUGCAGAACUACGGAGAUUCCUGGGAAUGAUCAACCACCAACAAAAGCUCAUCGAAAAUCUGUCUGAGAAGACUAUGCGUCUUCGCAAUCUUCUUUCAAGCAAGAACGAAUGGCACUGGAGUCAAGCUCAAGAAGAAUCUUUCACUCGCUUGAAGAAAGAAAUGGCUCAAGCGCCAGUUCUUGCUCAUUACUGCUCCAAUAAAGAAACUAUUAUAUCUGCAGACGCGUCGUUGUAUGGAUUAGGAGCAGUCCUCUUACAAGUCCAAGAAGAUGACUCAAAGAAGCCAAGCGCCUUCGCUUCGCGCUCUACGACGUCUACGGAACAAAGAUACGCUCAAAUAGAGAAAGAAGCACUCGCAACUCCUUGGGCUUGUGAAAAGUUUGCAGACUUUGUCCUCGAUAAAGAGUUCCUUAUUGAAACGGAUCACAAACCGUUGGUGCCGUUACUAGGAUCAAAAUGUCUCCAGGACAUGCCACCACUCCAUGUACCCGGAAAAGACCUCACCACAGCUGAUACCUUAUCAAAAGCACCACUUCACCGAAGUCUCACGAAAGACGAGAAGAAACCUAACGAAGAUUUAAACCUCUAUGUCUCACACAUAGUAGAAUGCCUGCCCACUACAGGGUGCCGCUUGCAAGAAAUACGCCUUCAUCAGGACGAAGACGAAGUCUGUUCAAAGCUUAAGCUGUUCUGCAGUGAAGGCUGGCCAGAGAAACAUCACUUGAAUUGUUCACUCCAACCGUACUUGCAGUACAGGGCAGAAAUCACAGUUCAGCAGGGAAUUCCCUCAGUGUUAAGACUCGAUGUAUUAGACAAGGUACACACAGGUCAUCAAGGCAUCCAGAAAUGCCCUGAAAGAGCGAAAGGUGGUGUCUGGUGGACGAAUCUCAGCAAGCAGAUAGAAGAUCUUGUCAGGGCAUGCCCUACUUGUAUCAAGAUGAAAACUAAUCGUGCAGAGUCCAUGAUUCCUACACAGUUACCUGAGCGUCCAUUCCAAAAAGUAGGAACCGAUCUAUUCGAAUGGAAAGGACAGGAAUUUGUCCUCGUGGUAGAUUUCUUCUCGCGGUAUUGCGAGAUUGGCGUACUUCGAAAAGCCACCUCUCAAGAAGUAAUCAAUCACCUAAAAGCGAUUUUCGCGCGCCAUGGAAUUCCAGAAACCGUGAUCUCCGAUAACGGACCGCAGUAUUCCUCAGCGGAAUUCACCAAAUUUGCAGAAAAAUGGGGAUUCACACACAUUACAAGCAGUCCAAAAUACCCACAAAGCAACGGAGAAGCUGAACGCAUGGUGCAAACAACUAAAAACCUCCUUACAAAAUCUGACGAUCCGUAUGAAGCACUACUCGCUUACAGAGCUACUUCACUGGAAAACGGAUUUAGCCCAGCCGAACUAUGCGUGGGACGGCAACUACGCACCACCCUUCCAACUACUCCGUCUAAACUAACACCGCAAUGGCCAGAGUUAACGACAUUGCGUGAAAAGGAAGCCAAGAUUAAGACUGAGCAAAGGAAAGAGUACAACUGA